AUGAGCAAGCCAACCGACGGGAAAGCCGUGAUAAUAGGGAUCUCCGGGCCCUCGAGCAGCGGCAAGACAACCCUGGCGCGGCUACUGCAGCGAGUAUUCUGCGGGGUGAAUCUCAAGCCCAAGGCCACCCGUCUAAACACGUUCAUAAUCCACGAAGACGAUUUCUACUUUCCGGAUGAUAAAAUCCCCUACACAACCACCCGCACCGGCGCAAAAAUCCAAGACUGGGACACAGCCGCCGCAAUCGACAUCCCCUUCCUCUCGCAAGCACUCCACUACGUGCGCGAAAACGGCACACUCCCGCCGCGGCUCCGGAGCAAAGAAGACCAGAACUACCAGACGCAUUCCGGCGUGUCGGACGAUGUCGUGCAGAAGUUGCGGGACGAGGUUGAUGUGCGGUUGCGCGGGGAAGCAGCAGCGGACAGCACGGCGAACCCGACGAUUUCGUUCUUAGAGGGGUUUUUGCUGUUUGCGCCGCCUGGGCAGGAACGACACGUGCUUCGUUCUGUUAGUGAUGCUAUACAUCUUCGGCUUUUCUUGCCGGCGCCGUAUGAGCUUGUUAAGGCGAGACGGGAGGGGAGGAAUGGGUAUGUGACUGUUGGGCCGGCGCCGCAACCACCAGUUAAUACUCAUGAUACUGCGGGUGCGGGUGCGGGCGGGGAAGGGGCGGGGGAAAAGACGAGGACGGAGGUUGAUCUUGAUGCUGAGGAUGAUCGGCCACCGCAGAAUUUCUGGGUCGAUCCGCCUGGGUAUGUGGAUGAUAUUGUUUGGCCGCAGUAUGUGAUAGAUCAUUCUUGGUUGUUGAUUGCCGAGGACGGGGAUAAGGAGGAGAAGGGUGAGAGCAAGGAUCAAGAGAAAGCUGAUCUUGUUCGGAGGGUUGGAGAUGGGACUAGGGCUAGGACUGAUGUUGGGGUUGAGGUUGCGCCGGGAUAUGGGAGGGCAGGAAUGGAUGUUGUUUUGAGGUGGGCUGUCGAGCUGAUUCUGGGAUAUUAUUUAGAUCAGACGUAG
Molecule: messenger RNA, 1008 nt
Organism: Penicillium psychrosexuale
Lineage: Eukaryota; Fungi; Ascomycota; Eurotiomycetes; Eurotiales; Aspergillaceae
Product: ribosylnicotinamide kinase
Exons: 2
Coding region: 1-1008 (335 amino acids)
Cellular component (GO): cytoplasm
Molecular function (GO): kinase activity; ATP binding
Source: RefSeq, a predicted model, not a curated record